Molecule: messenger RNA, 501 nt
Organism: Ambispora gerdemannii
Lineage: Eukaryota; Fungi; Glomeromycota; Glomeromycetes; Archaeosporales; Ambisporaceae
Source: the annotation of a GenBank genome assembly
AAAAUGCUUUUAAAGUUUAUAGCACCACUACUAGUACCCACUACUCAUAUGGUCAAAACAUUAGUAUUGCUAAAAAACUAGUGCUGAUUUCUGAGAAUAGUGACCUUCGCUAUCAAGGAUGUUUUCAAGAUGGUCCUUCUUGUCGUACCUUAAAUGGUAUACCACCUCAAGUGAGAAAUUCCAUGAAAAUCGAUGACUGCAUAAAUUUUUGCAAUCAAAAUAAUUUUAAAUAUGCUGGCCUGGAAGACGGAUAUCAAUGUUUUUGCGGUAAUGAUUACACUGUAAAUGGUCAAGCAAGUGGUGCACCUGACGAGCAAUGUAGUACUAGUUGUGUGGGUAAUAGCUCUCAGAUUUGUGGCGGCCCUUUUGCUCUUAGCAUAUAUAAAGUUCCCAACAAAGUUCAAAAUUCUGCUUCAAAAAUUGUAGGUGGUGUUGUAGGAGGUGUCUUAGGAGGUGUCGUAGCGUUAGUUUUGUUCGCGUGCGGUACCAGUGUCAGUGCUG